GCGCGCCGGCGGCGGGAAGGGGUGGAGGUUGCGGGCCGGCCCAUGGCAGCGGUGGAGUCCCGGCGGCUGCCCACCCGGAGACCCGGAGGGAGAGAAUGAGUACGUGUUGCUGGUGUACCCCCGGUGGUCCUGCCACCGUGAAGCUAUUAAAGAGCUACGCUUCUGAUGCCUUGCCUCUGAAGGACGUCACUGCGGCCAACGAUGACCUCUGUUACUGUCUGGAAUGUGUGGAUGAGUACCACAAAGCGAGAGAUGAGGUCCCAUCCUUGCACAAGGUUCUGUGGGAUAAGGAAGUUACCCGUCUUAUUAACCACUUUGAGAGAUCCGUGGAGGAGGAGGAUGAAGAUGACCUCUACCUGGUGGAAGACGACAGAGUUACCCCGUUGACCUCCUGCUACACCGGUCCUAAUUUUGAGAAACGUCUCCGGGUGCCACUGCUGGAAGUUCUGAAGUAUCCCUACCUGCUACUUCAUAAACAUCUGAGCGAGCUCUGCGUUGAUGCACUUUGUAAAAUGGAGGAAAUGAACUACCCCUAUCAGGUGGUUGGCAAACAUCCCGGUAUCUAUUUGCUCAUGGUGCACCCCAAUGAAACUAUCCGCCGAUGGGCCAUCCUGACAGCAAGAAACCUGGGGAAAGUAGACAGAGACGAUUAUUACGAUAUCCAAGAAGUGCUGAUGUGUUUGUUCAACGUUAUAGAACUGGAUCUCUUUGAAAAUCUGGAUAUCUAUAGCUCAUCAGGGAUUGAGAAGACAAAACUUGUCCUGUUGCCUUCACAUCUGUACGAUAUCACCAAUUACAAAAACUACUGGCUUGGCCUCUGUAUGUUGCUGUCGGUGCUUGAAGAACAGGCAAUGGAUUCUCUGCUGCUUGGACCAGACAAACAAAAUUUCAUGCAGUCCAUCAUGAACAUCAUGAAGAAACAAACGGAUGGUGGAGUCAAUGACCCGUUUUGGCCCGUCCUCCACUGUUUCAUGGUGAUCUUGGAUAAGUUGGGGUCCAAGGUGUGGGGCCAGCUGGUGGAUCCAGUCCAGGCGUUUCACACCAUCAUCAACAAUGCCAGCUAUAAGAAGGAAAUAGAGAGCAUUCGCCAGAGCUGCCACAGGACAAAAUCUGAACCGCUGUCAGACUACGGGGAUGUAACAAUUACCUGCAGCCAGCUUGUAUAUAACUACAGCCCUGAAAAACCCCACAAGGAGUCAAGAGCGAGGACUACUGCUUGCCUGGACUACUGCCCCAGCUUUUACGAAGAUAUGCAGACCCUGACCGUCAUGCUCCAGUACGAUGUCGGUCAAGACAUGCAUUUGCACUACAGCACUUUCCUCUGGUUCAUUCCUUUUGUCCAUUCCCUCAUGGAUCUCAAGGACCUGGGAGUGGCCUUCAGCUUGGUUGUCAUCCACUACCUGUAUUCAGAGAUCAAGGAGGUCCUCGACAGCGCCGUCCAGCCUCGUGACAAAGUGUCCAAGUUUUUCAUCUGGAUCCUUGUGGCGAUUGUGGAGCAAAGCUUGAAGAAAAAAUGCUUCAACACUCUGUGGGUCAGCUCGGAGCAGUGGGUGGAGGUGGUGGUGAAGUGCGCCAGACUUCCGAGUGUGGCAUUCGCCUGUGGUGCUGAGAGGGGGUUGGCCAGGAACGAGCCCAGAAGCAUUGCCAAGGUACCAUCUUGGGAACCGGAUUCCGUACAGUCUGCUUGCAUGAAUCUGAUCCGGGUCCUCCUGAAGGAGGGCUGCCAGAUCGGGCAGAAGGCAUCCCCGUUCCUCGAUGAGCUAAACUUGCUUCGGCGUAGCCAUGAGGACUGGAAACUGAGCCCCCAGCAGGUGCAGGAAUUACAGGCAUGUUUGAUCGAGAUCAUAAGAAGCCUCCGGAGUAAAUCAUUAAAUAUUUCCUCCCACGGAGAGAAUCCUGCAAGUUGCGUUACGCCAUCCAGCCUCUUCAGAAAUCAAGAUGGUAGCAGUCCAGUCCAUCCUCACCAAGAACACUCCUCCUAUCAGCCACCAAGAAGGCAGGAUGAAGUUUUCCGAGAAGGAUCAUUGUCUGAGAAAAAACGUAGCUUAGAUGAGGAACCAGAGGGAGCCAUUUGUCGAGAACUAAGCCAUCAGAGAAAUUUGGAGUUCCGCUUAGCCAACAUUAAACAAGAAACUCAAGAGAUUUUAAUACACGAAGACAGUAAGUUGCCCUCUACAUUAGCAAGGGGAUGCAUGGAUGCCCAGAACAGGGGAAGCGUUCCCCAUGCACCGGUGGACCAGAAUGGUUUUGACAAAGGCUUUCAGAAGAAAGGGGCUGAAGACACCAGCGGGAAGGAAGAGGUGUUGCCAAGAACUGUCAAAACUAGUCCCAACCACCGGGACAGCAGUCCUGCUUUAGAAGGAAGGACGAUUCCAAAAACGAUCACGGAAAAAAUUAAGUCAAGCAAAGCUGAAUUUACUUUGAAAUUAAAACAGUUUGUUGAGAACCGGAAGAGAGGAAAUACUUGGCUGGGGCCAGAGAGUGAACAGCAGCAGUCUAUUAAGGAGGAGAAUCAGAGUCAGGAAGGGGCGAAGAGGAGAAUUGCGAGGGAUGGCAGUAGUACGUCAGAUUGGGUGAACUGUAAACCGGUACUGAGUUCAGACGGUGGCUUUCAGGUUGAAAUUCUUUCCAUAAAAAAGGAACCCAAAGAUGAUUUGGGAGAAUUUAAGAGUUCUUUGAAAGGUGGAGAAGAUUCAGAAGAAAGCAGCACAGAUGAUGAGCUUAAUGUUCCCUUGAUGGAGAUUAGAGAAGAGCUAGUGAAAAAGAAAUCUAUAGUCCCCGCCAGCCGAGUGAUGAAGCCUGAAAUAGAUAGAGAUAGCAAAUUGUCCUCCGUUGCCUGUCAAGAAAGCACCUCAAGUUACCAGAACCGUAUUCAGAGGAAGGUCCAAGGAGCACUUAGAUCUUUGUCUGAGAGUGACAGUGGCAAGUUGUCUUCUGCCGCAGGAGAAUCCUCAAACCAGGUCAUCAUCAUUUCAGAUACCUCUUCAGACGAAGAAGAGAACAAAGUGAACCUUGGUCGAAAAAGCAAAGAAGAGAAUGGGAAUGGCUCCCUUCAGGAGGAUGUUGAUGCCGAAGAACAAGAUCUUGUAGCAGUCUCCAGUUCUCCGUUGCUGUACGGGGAAUGUGAAUCGCAGUAUUUUGAGUUUGAAACCAACGAGGAUAUCUACUCCGCUUGGCAAGAUAGCCAGCUAGACAAGACGUUGGAGGCCGAUGUGUCUCUGGAGAAGACCGCUGGCAAUUCCACAUCAUGUGACUGGGAGGUUGCAAGGCAGCUUAACGAGUGGGGUUAUGAUACAGACUAUGUUGGGGAUGAUAGUAUUGAAAAAGCUGAGCAGGAACUGGAACAGCAGGUGAAAGAUCAUGAAGCCAAACCAAAGCUUCCUGUCCAGGCUGAUGAAGAAGGUGUCAGCAAGGGAAGCACAGCCACGCACGCUGAUGGUAGGGAGUCUUCCAGACAGAGUGAAGCAGUUACACCCAGUGCGCCGCCCUCAGCACCAUCAGCUGGACCCUCAGCACCGUUAGUGGUCACCAGAGAAUCCGCUCCCAGCCCAAGGAAGAGCUUGGCAAAAUCCAGGUGGCUCAACACAGCUCAGCGGAGUCCCGAGAAGAGAAGUGUCAAGGCAGAAAAGAAAUCGCCGCGUGCCAUGCUGUCUAGAUCCGUUCAUCCCUUCGUGGUGCCUCCCAAGAAAGUCCACCGUUUUCCCGAGCCAACAUCAACGGUAGAAAAGCUGGGCCUGAAGAAGAGAGCCCGCAGAGCGGCUGACCUCUCCCAGCGGACCCAAGACAGCCUUGCCCAGUUGCGCAGCUAUGGGAAGACGGCUGGGGAGCUUCCCCAGAAAAGGAAGGCCAAGCUGAUUGAACCUCGCAGGAUGGUUAUUCGGAGCAAAGCACUGCUAGCCAGCCAGGAUCGUCAGUUCUUCAGGCAGUUGAGGCCUGAGAAAAGAGGGAAAGGCCAGGGUGUUUGCAGAGAACAUCCUGGGCCUCGAGUUGGAGAAGGAGCCAAGAGGGCCGUUCCCAAGUCGCUUGUGCAGCCUACGAGCAAGGUGGCGGUUGAAAAUCUGAAAGAAAAGCCCGGCCAGGUCAGCAGUUCUUUGAACCAUGUGAAGAAAUUGCUACGACAGCAUACGCAAGAGGAAGGCAGGCCCCAUUCUAGACCUCUGUCUCUGGAGAGAGAGAGUCUUUUCUCGUCAAGGCAAGACCCUAUCAAGUCUGGCCCAAAUGUUCAGAGAAGUACCAGCUCUGCCCCAGGCAAUGUCUGCUCGUCGGUAAGUGAAGGCAGUAGGGCCAACCCUAGCAUGUUGGAAGGUCCCUCUUCCACUUGGUGUAACACGGACUUGAGUAAGAGUGGGUCUACGUUAAAGGAGGACAUCAACAUGGAAGAGGAGGACGACUUGUUCCUAACUCAAAGAGAUCUGGUGGACAUGGAGCUUUGCUCGCAAAUGGAGAGUAGUCGUCACCCCGGAGACGUAGAAUUAGAUGUUCCCCCAACCUUGCAGGAGCAACCCCAAGGUGCUGAGAAAUGCGGGCAUACAGGAUGUAUGAAGCAGGUGGGUGAAGCAGGGCUCUUCUGCCCAAGUCAUUCUGUGCCUGGUCCGCCCAAGCACAUCUUUGCCAGGCCCUGCAUGCUUUCCAAGCCUUCCACAAAGAAAAUUUUCAGCUCCAGGGCUUCUUCGCGGAUCGCCAGCCUCUCCAAAGACCUGGAAGCCAGCUCCUCCCCUUUAGCCACAGCAAAGACCAAGUCAAAUCUGGCCCUACCUCCUGCGGUGAAGGCGGAUGGCUUGAGGACUCUUGCCAAUAUCCCUUGGACUCAGAAUUUGAAUAACGCCUCCCACCCACCCAACGUUCCAAACAGCCAUGUUGUCGGUAAUGCCAGUCGGAUGCCCGUUUCACGCUCUGGCGCUGGACAGGAAGCACGCCCUUCCUUUGCCCGAGCCAGCAGUGCUCACAGCCAGCAUAUAGACUAUGGCACUUUCAUCAAAUGCAUCCUGAAGUGGAGUUACGACAUGUUUGCCAACUCCAGAGAGCUCGGGCCACCGAAUCAUCUCUUGCAGGCAGUUGUGAACCCUGUUCCGGUCAAAUUUCAGGACUACGAUGACUAUUUUAACAUUAUCUUCCCUUUGAUGAGCCUCAACGCCUUUGAAGAGGUGGCGUAUGAAUGGCUGGAGAAUCAGAAGUUGAAAGAACAAAAGCCCUUCUGCUUGAAUUUGCUGAACUUCAACAUGGACUUGAACAAAGCAGAUUUCACAGCUAACAUUUCACAGCAUGAUCUGGACAAUCAGCACCAUCCCAAGGAUGAUGACUUAGUCUUCCUUAUAGUGUCUGACAAACGGUCCUAUUAUGACGAGCAAGAGGGAAAGAAUCGUGCCAUUCGCCAUGUUGGCUUUGUAACCCGCUUUUCUCAUCCUUCUGUCCAUGAUACUAGAAAGAAAGAGCAACAGAUUAUUUGUCACCUCUCCAUCCAGACUCAAGGAAAUCUGUCCCGCGUUGACAAAGAAGUGAAAUGCAUUGUGGUCAGCUCCUUGGCAACAACCCAGCGAAGGUUCCGGGCCCUCUUGAUGCUGAAGCGAAGCCCACUGGUUGUGCCUAUCCUGUGUCCAAGCUUCCCCCACUUCUCUCCAAGAGACCUAAACACCGACUCUGAAAAACCUGCUUCUUACAUGAAGAACUUCAAUGAAGGUCAAAGGCGAGCAAUUGAAAGCGCUUACGCCAUGAUAACACAGCACCCAAAUGCACCCAAGGUCUGCUUAAUCCAUGGACCGCCUGGGACAGGGAAAUCAAAGGUGAUUGUUGGGCUUCUCCAUCGCAUCCUCGGCCAGAGAACGGGAAAGGAGAAUCCUGUGCAGAGGCUGAACGCCAAGAUCAAGACGAACCGCGUGUUGGUUUGUGCGCCCUCCAACGCUGCCGUGGAUCACCUCAUGAAAAAAAUAAUUGAGGAAUUCAAAAAACUCAAUGAGAAAAAUCCUUUAGGUAACUGCGGCAACAUAAACCUGGUUAGACUAGGACAGCAGAAAUCGAUCAACAGCAAAGUCCGGAAAUUCAGCCUGAAUGAUCAGAUUGAUCACAAGAUCAAUAAGGCAAUGCUCGGCAAAGAUCAAGAUCUCCAAAGGAAGAAGGAAGAUUUAGAUCGACGGCUGGACACUCUUUCUCGCCUGCGGGCCAUGGACAGAAGCGAGAAGGGAGAGAAGAAACAGCAGUUGGACAAGGAAAUUCUCCAGGUUUCUGAGGAGAGGCAGCGUCUGGCUUCUCAACUAAAAAAGGUCCGCGGGCGAUCUCAGGAAUUGAAAGCAAGCAUCAUCUUGGAGUCCCACAUCAUUUGCUGCACCCUGAGCACAAGCGGAGGGGUGCUGCUGGAGUCAGCUUUCCGGAGGCUGGGCGGGGACCCCGUGAGCUGCGUGAUUGUGGAUGAGGCAGGGCAGACAUGUGAAGUUGAGACUCUCAUUCCACUGAUUCAUGGCUGUAAGAAGCUGGUCCUGGUCGGAGAUCCCAAACAGCUCCCUCCCACCAUAAAGUCCGUGAAAGCUCAGGAUUACAAAUAUGACCAGUCUCUGCUCAGCCGUCUCUGCAAGCACCUUAAAGAGCAAGGUCAAGAAAAUUCCGUUGGAAAAUGUCCGGUCCUUCAGCUGACCAUUCAGUAUCGGAUGCACCCAGAGAUCUGCCUUUUUCCUUCCAAGUAUAUCUACGAAGGGCUCUUGACCACUGACGGGAAAAUAGCAGAAGAUCGCUUCUCGCUGAAAUGGCCCUUCCAACCCUAUUUGGUUUUUGAUGUCUUGGAUAGCCGUGAAGAACGAGAAAAUGACUCCUAUUCUAAUCCCCAAGAGGUGAAGCUGUUGAUAGAAUUAAUGAAGGUGAUUAAGGGGACAAAAAAGGAUAUUCAUUGUCAUCAAAUUGGAAUCAUCACUCCGUAUAAUGCGCAGAAAAGGAGGAUAUGUAAACAGCUGGAUAAAGAGUUUGAAGAAAAUAGUGCUGGGGAAGUUGACACCGUGGAUGGAUUUCAGGGCCGCGAGAAAGACUGCAUCAUUGUCACCUGCGUCCGGGCAAACAGCUCACAAGGAUCAAUUGGGUUUUUGAGAAGUCUCCAGCGCCUGAACGUCACCAUCACCAGAGCCAAAUGCAGCCUUUUCAUCCUUGGAAAGCUGAAAACGCUAAUGGAGAACAGAGAUUGGAACGAGUUGAUCCAGGACGCCCAGCGGAGGGGCAACAUCAUCCAGACGUCCAGUAACAGUUACAAGAACAGCGCCGCGAAGAUCCUCAAGUCCAGACCGUUUCCCCGCCCCGGAGUUCCGGCGCCAGAAAGAGAAACACAAGAGCACCCAGGCACCAGUGGAGCCAAGCAGCAGGGCGUCCCCGGCCAAGACGCCCAGCACCCUCCCGUCCAUCCUCCCGCUGCAGCAAGCAGCAGGACACCUCAGGAGCCGCUCCCCAGCAGGCCACCCCCUUCGGUGCAGGUGAAAUCUGUCCAGGAAAGGCCGCAGGAUCCCCGUCUGCUCCGAAGAGCUGAGCUGGUGUUAAAAUCCAGCAACUGCAAAGAGGGCCCAAGCCCCGGUGUGGGGCCAGUCUCGACACAGAUGCCCCCUGAGCUUCUGGCCGCUUGGAGUCGUAGCAAUUCCGUGCCCCAGCUGGCUACCGUGGGGGAAUCGUCGAGCCACCUUGCCCCAGCUGGAGACGUGCAGAACGCACCUCUGCCGAGCAGAGCCCCCCACCCCCAAGCCCCCCACCCGAGAACCCCCAUCCUGGCCAAGCCGUUAAAGACUUGGGGCCAAGGGGAGGCUGCCAGUCCCCUGGAGUGGAAAAAAGACCAGGACUCUCGCAGGAGGACAUUAGAAGUGUCGCAGGAGAAAGAAGGUCCUGUGGACCUCAAGCGGAGACGCACCACCUGCUGACUGCGAAGACCUCAUUCCUUGCUGGGGGUCUGGUAUUCAGGUCUUCCCAACCAGCUUCUGCCUGUAAGAGAAAGGACUUGAGUGUGUGUCUGUGUACACCUGGGUAUGUACACAUGCGUGCGCUGACACAAAGCAGAUGCUCCUUGAAGAAUAACCAUACGUUAAAAGAGCACGCAACUCUGUCAAUCUUAGGUGCGAUGUACAUUUGUAUAGUAAGCAAAGGUUAAAUUUUUAGAGCCAGGAAGGUUGAGCUUGCCCACAGAAAUGCUUCUGAGCACUUGGUGAGCUAGCAGCUCACUCACCCGUUGUCAGUCGCCGUCCUGACGCACGUGGGACGCUUCCUUCAGCCGGCGCCGAGAUUCCCCGUUAUCCUGCUUAUUUCAUUGCCCGCCCCCCGGUUCUUUGGGAUACCUUUGUGAACCCCCCAAGGCCCAACGCAACAUGUUUUUGGCACUUCACCCUGCUUAAUUCUGGGCCUCCACAGGUGCCUUGCGGAAAAAGCUGUAGCCAUAGGAGAUGCUAAGCCGAAAAGACUUUUGCACAAAUGGCAAAUGUUUUUUUUCUCUCCGUUCAUGGGGAGAUCUGCAAUAUUCUCCCAGCCCCCCUCCCCUCCCCUCCCCCGUUUUCUGAUAGAAGUGCCUCUGUUUUUGAAGGGAUUUCUGCAAAUGGAAAGAUUUGGGUUACCUCCUGAACUGGGCCGGGGUUGCUCUCUGUGCCUCCCUCCCACUCCGUGGUAAAUCUGAUCUUGUAUUGUAGCCUUGUUGUCGUUUGGCAACUGGCAUUUUGUGAUCUGCUUUUCCCCAGCAAGGCACCCCUCGCUCCCAAAAUUUGGGGGGACAGUACCAGAACAGAGAAAGGCAUCUCUUACUGCCACUCAGCCCUUGGGAUUGUAGGUGGAUACAGUUUGAAAGAAGCUAUUUAUGUUUGUGUUUUUAUACACACACACACACACACACACACACACUUCUGCUAUGAAUAACUUAAAUGUAACUACAUUAAAAUGUGCCUUUUUUUAAGAGUUCCCCCCCUUUCCCUAAAUAAAUAAUACAGGUUGUUUUUUUCCAAA
Candoia aspera is the source of this 8946-nucleotide messenger RNA. It is a transcript of the gene SETX, whose product is annotated as senataxin. Gene Ontology annotation, biological process: termination of RNA polymerase II transcription. NCBI's taxonomy places the organism in Eukaryota, Metazoa, Chordata, Lepidosauria, Squamata, Candoiidae. Gene Ontology annotation, molecular function: helicase activity; transcription termination site sequence-specific DNA binding. The transcript is spliced from 25 exons. Gene Ontology annotation, cellular component: nuclear body. The record is from RefSeq and is a predicted model, not a curated record. Bases 96 to 7880 code for a protein of 2594 amino acids.